Molecule: messenger RNA, 2244 nt
Organism: Monosiga brevicollis MX1
Lineage: Eukaryota; Choanoflagellata; Craspedida; Salpingoecidae
Exons: 9
Coding region: 1-2244 (747 amino acids)
Source: RefSeq, a predicted model, not a curated record
AUGCACCGUCAUGACGUGUGCGUGGAAACGAGUUUCAUCAAUCAAGUGGUGAUUGGGGGUGGCAACAUUUGGACCAAGAGCCGGUUUACCUUAUACACGUCCUUCCAACGAUACAUGUGUUAUAUUUGUCGAAAUCCAAACGGCAGCCAACAGCCCGGCUGGAGAUGUAGUCAGCGAAAUGGAGUGACUGACAUUCGUCUAAACACGUGUCGAAGUGUCCUGGAGGAUCAUGUUAUUCCCCAUGAUUACUUUCAAAGAUCAUGCUUCUCUCUGAAUUACACGCAAUGGAACAAGCCCUCUCUUAACCAAGCUUCAGCCUCAUGUCACCCUCUUCUAACCACCUCUCCACCCCAACCCCUCUCUCACGCCACGCGCCCAUGGUGUGACGGAUCUCGUGUGCGCGCCCUCUCUCUCUCUCUCUCUCUCUCUCUCUCUCUCUCUCUCUCUCAUUUCCAUCCGCCGCGCUCGCCUGGCUCCUGCUGCGCGUCUCCUCUCCGCCUCGGUCUCUACCUCUGCCUCUGCCAACCUCCAUCCCUCUCUCUCUCUCUCUCUCUGUGUUCCGGGGGCUUUCAGGUUCCCCCCCUCCAUUCCAUCCCGGCGACACCACACACGCACACCGCGUGUCGGCCCAUCAGCGUCGUCAUCAUUAUCAGCAUCAUGCUCAGCUGGCCCUCUCUUCUCGCCGUGGCGAUCCUUUGCUCAGCCGUCGCCUUGGCGCUGUGUGAAGUCAACAUCUCCGCCUUUGAUUCCGAUCCUCUCGAUCAGGACGAGCUUGUCAGCCAAACGGCCCCGGCCGCCGCUGCCGCCGCCGCUGCCGGUUGUGCCAGCUCGGAAACAGCCAAUCUUGUCGAUUCCCUCGUCGUGGCUGAGCUGAGCCGCUUGGCCUCCGUCGCCGUCUGGAACUACGCUCCCGUCAUGGUCCUCACCCUCUUUCUCGGCUUUGUUAUCACGGCCACCGCUGGUCUGUUGGCCCUGACCGGUCUCUUUGGCCGACGGGCCACAUCGGCCAUCGCUAGCACGCUGGCCUACUGGCGUGGCCUGGCCUUUUUCUCCCUGGGCGGUGCCUACGACAAGAGCCCCGUGUUCCAGGAGCCACAGCAGAUUCGCCGCCGUGUCCACGUCUACAGCCUCUCCCUCAUCCUCUACCUCUGGAAUCGUCCCCACUACCGUUCCGGCACCUUUCAGCAAGACACGGCCAAGAACCUGCGCAACGUGUGCUUCCCCGGCACUGGCAUUCCCCUCUCCUGGAUUGCAUUGGCCCGCCCCGUCAUGGUCCUGGCGCUCUUCCUCGGCGCCCCCCUAUUGGCCCUCGUCUACGCCGUGGUCCUGACGGGUCGUGCGGGCCUUCCAGCCAUUUUUGAAAAAUACGAGCAGCUUCUCCUGGAACCCGAGGAGUGGUUCUUCUACUGGCGUCUCAACUGCCGCCUCGCCUCCUACCACGCGUACCUCACCAAGGCUCAGGGCUUUUGCAUGGAAGACAAGUGGACUUUUCUGGUCGAGGCCGAGCGUCUGGGCGUCCCCAUCUCCCCCGUCAUGAAGGUCCCUGCCCUGAUUGUCAAAGACCGCAACGAAGAAGGUGGCAUGGGCAUUCACCUCUUUCGCAACGCUGAAGCCGGGGGACGUUGGAUCAUCCAGCAAGCUCUCACCAACGACGAGAGCAUCGCCAAGUGGCUCCCGGAGCAUGCUCCCCUCAGCACCAUGCGCGUCAUUACUUCCAGCGACGGUGCCAUGCAUGUGGCCACUGACAAGGGUUUGCCCGACUCUGAUGCCGAUCGCCUAAGCGAUGUACGCGUGUUGUCCUGCGUGUUCCGGGCUGGCCGCGAAGGAGCCGCUACCGACCACUCGAGCAUUCUCUUUGACGUCGACCAACGGUCCGGCCGCAUUGGCAACGGUACCACCAACGCCCACUGGUACCGCCUUGGCCUCCAUCGUCACCUCCUGCAGUACCAACCCGCCCCGCAAUGCACCGAACACCCCGACUCGGGUGCCACCCUGACCAACGAAUCCUUUGAGAACAUGGAUGAUAUCAAGCGCCUGUGUCGUGAAGCACACGCCCGCCUCCUUCCCGACGUUCCUCUGGCCGGUUGGGACGUGGCGCUCACCCGAGAGGCUGGGCGGUGUUUGCUUGAAGUCAAUCUCAGCUGCAACUUUUUCAACGGCAGCUUCGACCGUGACCUGUACUUUAACUGGAUGCAUGAGCUCCUUGCCAGCCUUGAUCAGCGUCGUCGUCAGUUGAACCAGUAG